Molecule: messenger RNA, 2993 nt
Organism: Phoenix dactylifera (date palm)
Lineage: Eukaryota; Viridiplantae; Streptophyta; Magnoliopsida; Arecales; Arecaceae
Molecular function (GO): double-stranded RNA binding
Source: RefSeq, a predicted model, not a curated record
CCUCCCUACUACUGUUGCUCCAUUUGGAAAUUGUGCUGCUUAAAUACAAAAUCCUGAGUCUCGUUUCCAUCCCCUCCCACUCUGAACUGCAAGAGGAAAUCCAAGACCGCUUGGGGAAAUCCCACCCAAAAAUAUAAAGUAACCGCUUCUGAAAGUUUUUCUUUUUUCUCCCUUCCAAGAUGAUACGAAGCCCCAUCAUGAGGUUGUAAAGCAAAAUCCCAGGAAGGUUGCGUUCCCUCGUCCUACUUUUCUUAAAGAUUCAUGGCUUUUGCUUCUUCUUCGUCUGCCGUGCUGCCUUUUUGAAUCAAAGGUAUGUAUAAAAACCAGCUACAAGAGCUAGCACAGAGGAGCUGCUUCAAUCUCCCCUCCUAUGCUUGCAUAAGGGAAGGACCAGACCAUGCACCAAGGUUCAAAGCUUCAGUUAACUUCAAUGGUGAGAUCUUUGAGGGGCCAAGCAAUUGCACCACUCUAAGGCAGGCAGAGCAUGCUGCAGCCGAGGUGGCUCUCACCAACCUCUCCACCAGAGGUCCUUCAAGGUCUCUGGCCGCUCGAGUCCUUGAUGAGACGGGGGUGUACAAGAACCUUCUCCAAGAGACUGCUCACAGGGCUGGCUUGAAGCUCCCUGUAUACACCACAGUGAGGUCUGGCCCUGGUCACCUCCCUGUCUUCACUUGCUCUGUGGAGCUUGCUGGUAUGAGCUUCACUGGUGAGCCAGCAAAGACUAAGAAGCAAGCUGAGAAGAAUGCUGCCAUGGCUGCUUGGUCUGCUCUUAAACAAAUGCCAGAUUUGGGCUCUUCCUCUCAGCAGGCCAAAGAGAAAGAGAGCAGUGAGGAGCAGGAAGAGGUGGUUGUGACAAGAGUUUUAUCUAAUUUAAGGCCUAAAGAGGAGAGCAAACCAAUGAGACACAGAAAUCAGCAGCAUCAGAGGAGCAGGCUGAUGUUAGUCUCUAGAGAAGGCACCUCUGCUGCUUCUUUCAAUUCUUUAGGAUUCCAGCACAAAUGGAAGUCUAUGGAUCCUCUAUGCCCUCAGCAACAGAGAUGUUUCCUAUCUCCCCCACCUUCCACUGGCCCCAAGAUUUUACCCCCAAUGCCCUUACUGCAGCACUCAUCCACCACUUCUCAAGAGCCAGCUUUCUCCAAGGACAAGAGCAACAGUCUUCCUCCCUACCCAUCAAACAGACCAUUGCCUCCACCUCAAUUGGAGGAGAAGAAACAAAAGGAUGAGGAGGAGCAGAUCAAUGGGAAUUCACUUGCAAAGCCAACUCCAUCAUAUACUCCUAUGCCGGCCUAUCGCCGAGCUUUUCCUAUGUCGAACACUUCGGUCGCCAACCGAAUGGUGGAUCAAAGAAUUCAGCAAACCCAGAUGAGCAGUAGGCCAUUUGGCUCCUCUGCUUCAACCGGAACUGCUCCUGCGAGAAGUCUACACCGAAUUCCAAUUCCGGCAAUCUUUUCCGGUGGUGGAUACCAUGCACCUGGUGUUGCUCCUGCUGUGCAUAUAAGAUCAGUGAUUCCGGUCUGCGCUGCCCCGCCGAUGAGGCCAGCGGUUAACACCACUGCAGUCCAGAAGAAAGAAGGAGAGAUCUCAGCAGCCACCUCAAAGCUCAACAGGCUCCACUUGUGAGGAUGGAAUGAAUUGCUCGAGUGAUUUUAUAGACUUCUAUUCUAAAGACAUCUUCAUGAUGUCCUGCAGGUUUCGACUUUAUGGGGGGGGGGGGGGGGGGGGGGGGGUUUGUUCUUGAGAACUCUCUCUUGCUUUUUGCUUAUUUGAAUUCAUGGAUUUUGGCUCAUGGUUUUCUGCUGAUGGUGGUUCCUGGGGUGGAAUUUCGUCACAUCUAGCUAUGUAACUGAUCGACUUGUACUCUAUAUUCUCUAUGUUUUCAAUGAUAAUUUUACUGCUGACUAGAUUUACAGAGAAAAAGCAUCAAACAGACACCAAUUCAGCACAUCAAAUCAUACGAGUUUUUGUUCCGUCUCUUGGUUUUUUUAUUUUUGGUUCUUUGAUACCUUUCUUUUAGGUAAUGGCUUCUUAAGAGCCUACGUGGGCAGUCAGUUUUGGCAAUUGAAAUGAAACCAAAACUUCAUGAAUCUAGUUUUGAGCUGUCUUGGGUUGCUCAGGUACCUGUCUUUUAGCGGAUUUAAUCACAUUUCUUUAACAAGUGUUAAUUUAAAUGCACUCUGCCCAAUUUUAAAACUUCUCUAAUGAGAAAUAGAUGCAGUUGAGUAGAGCAUCAGAAACCAUUUGAUUUCAAAUCAGAGGCAACAAAGUUUUUUGAAUCUUGCUUCAUCUUUUCUGAUUAAACUCUGAAUGUUUUCUGCAGGCUAAUUGUCAAGAAAACUAGCAAACCCUCCUUGUAACUAGCGUAUUGAUUUUUCAUCCAAAGUUUAAUCCAUCUGGUCCUUAGCUUAAGACCGCAUUUCAACUUUUACAUGACUGUUGAGGUGUCUCGAGGGAACUCUGUUGCGGUGGGAUAUGUCCAACUCUUCCGCCAUUUUUUUUCCGCCAUUCCCUGUAAAAUUACUACUGCAGAAUAAACGAGAAAAGCGAGCACCACAUAAUUCUAAGGAUAUCAAUGAGCAGCACACACAUUUAUUAGCAUCUCAGAAGGAUGCAAGAGAGAGAUGAAGGGGGAAGAGGGGGAGAGAGAGAGAGAGAGAGAGAGCUGUGGAGGGCAGAUGGCAGGCAUUGAAUGCAAUAAGUAAAUGGAAAAAAAGCAAAAGAAAAAAUGUUGUGAUAAAAAGCUAGCUUUUAAGUGUGUGGUCAGUCAUUUAGUGGACUCUGUCUUCCCCAUUAAUGCCUGUUGGUGGAGAGAGGGAGAGGGGGAAGGGAAGGGAAGGGGGGAGAGAGUUCCUGCCUGCCAUGAAUGCCGGCUCCAACUUCCCAACUCCUUCAGCUUUCUUUACUCUGUUGUUUGAGGGCCUGUAUGCCACUGCUUUGGAUUUUAGGCUUUUCCUUCCUAGGGGACCGUGUUCAGUGUCAUUUGCUCAAGGAUAGGA